Molecule: messenger RNA, 2568 nt
Organism: Haemonchus placei
Lineage: Eukaryota; Metazoa; Nematoda; Chromadorea; Rhabditida; Trichostrongylidae
Source: the annotation of a GenBank genome assembly
AUGGCAGAGGAAGAUGAGGGAAUGGAAGCUUUCGAUUUUGAUGAGCGAGAUCUUGAAUUUGCAUUGAAUCCUGGUCGACGACAUUAUCAAACCAAGAAUCAGGCAACAUAUGGUAUAUGGGCGGAUCGAGAGAGUGAUGAGGAGGAAGCAUACGGGAGGCCUUCAUUUGGCAUGAGUUACGUAAUAAUUUUUAGGAAAAAGGCAAGGAAGGACUACUCAGCUCCAAUCAAUUUCAUAAGUGGAGGUAUAAAACAGGGAAGCAGUUUGGAUCCGUCAGAUAAGGUAGAACCAUUUGCAUUUGUUUCGCCUCAUUUACUUUUCCGUAAAAGGAAUAGCUCUAAGAUGGGUUUUCAGUUGAAAGAAAAUGUCAGAAAUGCUGAUGAUGCUCCCAUAGAAAUAAUUUCAAGAAAAGAGAGGCGGAAACAAAAGUCUGUCGGUGCCAAUGUUUUUGCUGGGAUUCGAACUUCCGCGGUGACUGGUGCGGUGGAUCCAAAUGCUCCUAGCGAUUGGACCAAAUUUGGGAAAGGCGAAGUGAUCAAAAAUAUGAUGAAGUCCAUGGGUUAUAAAGAAGGAGAAGGGCUUGGAGCGGCACGUCAAGGUAUUGUGGAACCUGUGCAAGCUACGGUGCGUAAAGGUCGUGGUGCAAUCGGUGCCUAUGGAAAGGAGGCUGUUGGACCAAAGUUUGGAGAAUCUGCCGCCGACGCUCAACGCCGCAUCAGUGAUCAAAAGCAGGAAUCGAAUGUUGAAGAAUUGUCAACGCCACAGCUAAAGAACGCUUGGAAAAAGGCUGCCAAGGUUAAAACUCGCUAUAAAACUAUAGAUGAAGUCAUCGAAGAAGGAGGAUCGAUUGGAUUCCGAUCGUCUGUGAAGACGGGCGUGAAAGUGAUAGAUAUGACUGGUCCAGAGCAACGUGUAUACAGUGGAUAUGAUUCAUUUUCAAUGAAAAGCAGGGCGGCUUUCAAUGAUAUCAGCGACCGCGAUGUAUUCGAUGUUCCUGAAUUGAUGCAUAAUCUCAAUCUUCUAGUUGACCUUACCGAAGAAAAUAUCCGAAGAAAUGACAGUCAGCUCAAAUCGAUAAAGGAUAGGACCACAGCUCUGGAAUACGAUCUUGAGCAAGCUAAGCUACUACAUGAAACUGAAGCGAAAGAAUAUGAACGAAUCAAGGAAGUCUUCGAAUUGAUAGAAAACUUCUCAAAGCGGAAAGGAGACGAUCUUCCCUCUAUGAACGAGUGUCAACAGCUUUUUGUCAAAUUGCGAUCCGAGUACAAGGAGGAAUAUCAAUUAUUCGACAUUGAAACCUUGGCCAUCCAACUUGUACUUCCACAGAUUGUGGAUCACUUUUCGAAAUGGAAACCACUGGAUCCAGAGCACCUAAUUUACGGCGUUGACCUAAUGAAGGAAUGGAGGGAUAUAUUGGUCGAUAAAGAGAGCGUUUCAAUCUUCAGUGGUUCGAUUUUACACUAUUUCCUGUUGUGUCGAUUUAAUGCUGAAACACAUGGCUACUCUGCGUUGCGUUCAGAUCGACUUACUGCAUACGACCGAUUGUUAUGGGAAGGAUGGCUUCCAUCGCUUCGACGAGCUUCUUUAACUUGGGAUCCGCGCGACCAUAUGGAACCAAUGCUGCGCGUAAUUGAGAUGUGGUUGCCAGUGCUUCCUGGUUGGAUGAAAGAGAACAUUUUAGAACAGGUGAUAAUUCCUCGAAUAGAAGACCGUGUGUCGUCAUGGGAUCCCUUGACGGAUAGUAUUCCUAUUCAUUCGUGGCUUGUUCCUUGGUUGGCUGUUCUUGGAGACCGACUGCAACCAGUUUUGGCACCGAUUAGACAGAAGCUAGCCAAGGCACUCCGCGCAAUGGCUAUUCUGAAACCCUGGUGUGGUGUUUGGACACCAGCAACAAUGUCAGCAUUCUUGGCGCAAAAUGUUGUACCUAAGCUAGAGAAAUGCCUCGACACGAUGAACUUGAAUCCUAGGGAAAAUAAAAAAUAUGAGGAAUGGUAUUCUUGUAUGUCAUGGAUUGGAAUGAUCUCAGCCGAUACGAUGGCCAGUAUCGUCACGAAGUACUUCUUUCCUAGAUGGUAUUCGGCGCUCUGCCAAUGGCUCGACUCACCGCGGGCUAUUCUAGACGAAGUGAAGAUGUGGUAUCGAGAGUGGGAUGGGCGAAUUCCACCCCAAAUACGUGAUUUUCCAACAAUUAAAGAGAACCUCCGCCGAGGCAUGGUUGCAGUGAUGGAAUCAUCACAAGGUCUAAGAGUAUACAAUGGGCCUCCGCCACCGCCGAUUGCUCAAGCAGCUCCUCCUCCUCCACCACCAUCUGCUUUACGGCCAAAUAUGGGAAUGCCAAUAUCGUCAGCUCACAUGUCUUUGAAGGAAAUGCUCGAGCGGAUUGCCGCUCAACACGAUCUCACUCACAUUCCUCAACGUGAUCGCCUCAAGGAAGGAAGGCAGGUGUACUGGUUUGGAACUCAGUCUAUUUAUUUGGAUCGGAACAUUGUGUACGUCUUAGAUACGCAUUCGUUUUCAUGGCGUCCUGUCGGCAUGGAGGAACUUCUUAAACUGGCGGGUGUUGGCUAG